Molecule: messenger RNA, 4452 nt
Organism: Colletotrichum aenigma
Lineage: Eukaryota; Fungi; Ascomycota; Sordariomycetes; Glomerellales; Glomerellaceae
Gene: Ank3-1
Product: Ankyrin-3
Exons: 3
Coding region: 1-4452 (1483 amino acids)
Biological process (GO): nucleoside metabolic process
Molecular function (GO): catalytic activity; protein binding
Source: RefSeq, a predicted model, not a curated record
AUGUCGGCAUACGAUAGACAUCACAAUAGCAACGUACUCGCGUCGCAUCAUGUUAACGCGGAUGCCUCCCACCAAGGGAGGCGAACAUGGGACUCGGCCAUUGCGGACGAUGAUCGCAAUCAUACUCCGAGGAAGAGGGCUAGGUUGAACGAGUCCGGUAAUGGAGAUAGCGAUUCUUCGACCGGAGUUCUAAAACUGUUGUCGCAUGAUGCGUAUACUGUCGGAUGGGUCGCGGCUCUUCCCAUCGAGAUGGCCGCUGCGCAAGCGAUGCUCGACAACGUCCAUCUGCCUCUAUCGAUGAACCCAAACGACAGCAACGUCUAUGCCUUUGGCAACAUAGGAAACCACAACAUUGUCAUCGCAUGCCAGCCAUCAGGGCAGUACGGCAUCACCAGUGCCGCAUUAGUUGCAAACAACAUGCGUUGGAGCUUUCCCUCAAUCAAAAUACGACUCAGGGUCGGUAUCGGUGGCGGUGUGCCCGAUAAAGUUGACAUCCGACUCGGCGAUGUCGUGGUCAGCAAUCCGACUGCGGCUUGUCCUGGAGUCAUUCAGUACGACUUUGGGAAAACUGUUCAGGCAGGUCGUUUCCAACUUUCAGGAACACUAAACAAGCCUCCACACGACGUUCUUGCCGCAGUCGCCAAGUUGCGAGCCGACCAUCAGCUGUCUCCUAGUCGAAUGCCAGAAUUUCUCGCAGGCAUGAGAGAACGAAACAUCAUGAUGGAUGCGUACACAUACCGCGGAGCUGGACAGGACCGACUUUAUAGAGCCACAUAUGAUCACGUUGGGGAGAGCUGCGACGACUGCGAUUUGUCACAGCUGGUGAUACGGGGCCCUAGGUCCAACAACUACCCGAAGAUUCACUACGGUGUCAUUGCAUCCGCAAAUCAGGUCAUGAAACAUGGGCAGACGCGGCAUCGUCUCGCACAUGAGCUUGAGGUUCUCUGCUUCGAGAUGGAAGCGGCCGGCCUGAUGGAUAGCUUUCCAUGCCUAGUCAUUAGGGGGAUCUGUGAUUAUUCAGAUUCACACAAGGCCAAGCAAUGGCAAGAGUAUGCUGCGGCGACCGCAGCAGCCUAUGCAAAGGAGCUCCUUUCUGUCUUUCCGUCCGAAGAAAUCCACCAGGACUCCAUGGCGGAUGUCAAUAUAGUAUCCUCUCACGAAACGUCGCUAUUCGAUCAUCGGAAUGAUUUCCUUGAAACCUUGAGAUUUGAAGAAAUAGACAGUCGACAUUCAACCAUCAAAUCUGCGUAUACCAAAACAUGUCAAUGGCUGCUGAAGCAUCCUGACUACAUUCGCUGGCUAGAUGACAAAAGUUUCGCCAGUCACCAUGGCAUCCUUUGGAUUCGGGGAAAGCCAGGAGCAGGAAAAUCUACCCUUAUGAAAUAUGCCUACUCGCGUGCAGGGCAGAAGGCAACAAAAGAUGCUGCCACGAUAUCCUUCUUCUUCAACGCCAGAGGAGGUUUGCUUGAGAAAUCGACUGAAGGAAUGCACAGAUCUCUUCUACUUCAAUUAUUAGAGAAAAUUCCCGAGUUACAGGAAGUGCUAGACAAUGCAGAUUGUAGAGCGUUCCUCCGAAAAGACUCGGGCUCCUGGGAUCUGUCUGUAUUGCGAAAACUCUUCUCGACGGCAGUAUCAAAGCUCGACCAACGACGAGUCACAUGCUUCAUUAAUGCCCUCGACGAGUGCGACGAGAGCGAAGUCAGACAGCUACUAGACUUUUUUGAAGACUUAGGACAAUGUGCUGUCCAAAACAACAUCGGGUUCUAUGUUUGCUUUUCCAGCCGCCAUUACCCCCGUAUGGACGUUGUCUACGGUAUCCGAUUCACCUUAGAAAAUCAACCAGGCCAUGAGCAGGACCUGAAAAAGUACGUGCGAAGCAAGCUCAGAACCGAGACAAAAACGCAGGCGGAUGAGCUCACGGAAGAGAUACUUCGGAAAGCGUCCGGGGUUUUCAUGUGGGUAGUGUUGGUCGUCGACAUUCUCAAUCAGGAAUUUCAAGAUGGCCGUAUUUUUGCGGUGAAAAAGAGACUUCAACAGAUACCUCCAGAGUUGAGUAAUCUGUUCAAAAAUAUCUUGAUGAGAGACGAGAAGAAUAUGGGAGAGCUUCUAUUGUGCAUUCAGUGGUUACUUUUCGGCAAGCGCCCUCUGAAGCCUGAAGAGUAUUACUUCGCACUGGUGGCUGGCAUUGAUUCUGAUAGUCUUUGCGGGUGGAAUCGAGAGAAAAUCUCGACAGAUUCCAUGAAUCACUACGUGGUCAGUUCCUCGAAAGGGCUUGCUGAAACAACGAAAUCAAAGAAAUCGACAGUUCAGUUUAUCCACGAAUCGGUACGGGAUUUCCUUCUCAAGGAAGACGGCCUCAAGUCUUUGUGGCCGGAACUUGGGGACAACCCUGAAGGCAGAAGCCAUGAACGACUCAGGGAUUGCUGCCAUGCCUAUAUGGGAGUCUACAAUUAUCCAUAUAUUUCGGAUGACGACUUCUUUCUAGAUAAGGACACUGAUUCGGCAAAGGGCCUCAAGUUAGACGCUACUCGGAAGUUCCCAUUCCUCGAUUACUCCACGAACCACGUUCUAUAUCAUUGCGAUGCUGUGGAACGGAUGAGACUUCCCCAGGAAUCAUUCUUUCGAAAGUUUCAACUACUAGACUGGAUUCGGCUCCACAACCUACUUGAACAGUUCAAAACACGACGAUACAACAUCUCAACAACUGCCUCGUAUAUUUUCGCGGAGCUUGGAAUGGCAUCACUUGUCGAUAUGCUGCUUCGUCAGAAAGAUACACCGCUUCAUCAGAAGGACAUGCUACCUCAUCAGAAUGAGAAGCGAAGCCAGAAUUCAUCCCAGCGGUUCUCGUCGCCUUUCCAUGCAGCCGUUCACUUAGGCCAUACCACUACGGUACAAGUUUGGAUGCGUCAUAUUGUGUUAGGAAAUGUUUCAGAAUCGCCUCAGCAGAUGGAAAGCGCUCUCAUGACAGCAGUAGAGAAACAGCAUACCGGCAUUGUAGAGCUGUUGCUUGAUGCAGGAGUCAAUCCCAACACGAAAGACAAAUAUCAAAAUCCCUUGCUUUUGAAAGCUGCCGGAACGAACUUCCAGAUCACCAGGCUUCUUCUUUCAAAGCACGUCUCUACAAAACAACAUCAGGAUGUGCGGCAUUCGCGCUUGUCCUCAGCAACACCUGCUGAAGGAGACUGGAGACAUGCUUGCCAACGCCAAGAGGCAGAUGUUAACCAGAGGAAUAUCAGCGGUGAGAAUGCGUUGUUCAGGGCUUGUGAUAAUAACCAAGUUGCAACAGCCAGGUUACUGCUGGAAAACGGUAUCGACCCCGAUGCAGUCUCCACAUACUCGGAGUCGCCUUUGAAUUUGGCUAUUCACGAGGACCAAAACUUUGUGAAGCUUCUGAUUGAUGGGGGCGCGAAUGUUAAUUUGGUUGGCCCCGGUCGUUUCAGAUCUCCCUUACACCACGCUGUUGAAGUUGGCGAGUAUGAUGUCGUCAAGUUUCUGAUCGAGAGAGGUGCAGACGUCAAUCUAGCCGGCGGCCAGCAAACGCCUCCUUUGCACCGAGCCAUUAAAUUUGAUCAGGGAGAUAUCGCCGAGCUUCUGAUCGAGGCAGGCGCAGAUGUCAAUCUAGUUAACCACAUUUCCAUGCCUCCUUUACACUAUGCCAUCGAAGCUAAUCAUGGACGUAUGGUCGAGCUUCUGAUUGAGAGAGGUGCCGACGUCAUUCUGGCCCGCCGCAAUUGGAAGCCUCCUUUACACUACGCCAUUGAAGUCGAUAAGGCAAACAUCGUCGAGCUUCUAAUUGAGAGAGGUGCAGACGUCAAUCUGAUCAGCCACGUUCAAUCUCCUCUACAUUACGCAGUUCAACUUGACAGAAUGGACAUUGUCGAGCUUCUUGUUAAAGGGGGCGCGGAUAUCAAUCUGGUUGACCAAAACCUUAAAUAUUGUCCUCUGGAGUACGCGAUUAAAACCGACAGGCAGCAUAUCGUCGAGCUUCUGCUCGAUAUGGACACCAAAGUCAACGGCAUUUUGUACCAAGCCAUCAUUUUCAGAGCCAAACGAGUAAUCAGAGUCCUCGUCGAAAACAAGUCCAUCACCAGGGAUUGCAGAGACAACCGGGAUCUCACUUAUCUCAAAUACGCUAUGGAUAAUGGGAAGGUCAUCCUUGAGGUCAAGGCGAGCCAACUUCAUUGCGACCGAGAUCAUCAGCUUCUCUGCUCUCUACUAGAAGCAAUCACAUCAAGAGAUGAAGUGUCCAUCCAGAACAUUCUCGACCAAGGAGUGGACAUAAAUCAAUUUUGUUGCUUCAUCAGUCCUCUUUACCUGUCCGUACUCACUGGUCAACCCACCAUCGUCAGGAUGCUCCUGGAGAAGGGUGCGAGUGCUCGGUAUGGGGAUUGGAAAGGCCCAACCGCCCUUCGUCUUGCUGUCCACAGGGGAGACCCGGCUCUAGUGCAAUAA